This is a messenger RNA of Sphenostylis stenocarpa, 246 nucleotides long. Lineage: Eukaryota; Viridiplantae; Streptophyta; Magnoliopsida; Fabales; Fabaceae. The record is from the annotation of a GenBank genome assembly.
AUGUUGGGAAGUUCCAGAGAAGAGAACAAAAUCUUGGAACAGCGUAGUCCUUAUGAGAAGAGGUUGGAGGGUCCACAUAAGGAUACGGAGGAUCUGUGUGGGGACAGUGUUACAAGGAUGGUUCACAUGGGUGCAGACACUGCCACUGGGAUCAUCCUUUUUGUGGCAAUAGAACUUGAGACAAAAGUUUUGGAUACAGUUUCAAAGUCAAUAAGUCCUUUGGACCAGGCUUUGUCCAGAAACUAG